AUGUCGUUUGGCGUUUGGAUAUUGGGUGUUUCAUUUCCACACGAGAAACCCUGUGUUCUACUCGGUAAAAUUCCCCCUCGUGCCGUGUUUCGAGUUUCGACCGCUUCCGUCUUCCACCACCCACCGCCACCACUUCACUUGUUCAGUCGGUCUGUCGGUCUCCUCCACGGCUUGAGGAGCUACACUCCGUCGCGAGAUACUCACUCCUCCACUUUCGUCGUUAACCCUAGCCGUUUUACUCGACUUCCAAUAACUUCAAGUCAAAUCCACUUUUGGAGGCAUUUGGCAAUGCAAGAACUGUUAGAAAUGCUGGAACUUCAAUACUUACAUGACUAUGCUGGAAUAAGCUCCAGUAUUGGAUUGACAGCUAACCCUAUUGAAGGAGCUCUUACUAAAUGCAACUUCGGAGCAAGCUUCACAAAUGCUGAUCUUGUUGCUUCAUUGGCUCUAGAAACUGUUGCGCCUACUUCUUUAAGAGUUGCUCCGAACAAUUUGUAUCCUGAAAGCAAUUUCUUCCAAGAGGUUAUGUGCUAA
This is a messenger RNA of Fraxinus pennsylvanica, 534 nucleotides long. NCBI's taxonomy places the organism in Eukaryota, Viridiplantae, Streptophyta, Magnoliopsida, Lamiales, Oleaceae. The record is from the annotation of a GenBank genome assembly.